Messenger RNA from Belonocnema kinseyi, 3198 nucleotides. It is a transcript of the gene Stam, whose product is annotated as signal transducing adapter molecule 1. The transcript has 10 exons. The record is from RefSeq and is a predicted model, not a curated record. The coding region runs from base 291 to 1898 and encodes 535 amino acids. Gene Ontology annotation, molecular function: ubiquitin binding; phosphatidylinositol binding. Gene Ontology annotation, cellular component: ESCRT-0 complex. Lineage: Eukaryota; Metazoa; Arthropoda; Insecta; Hymenoptera; Cynipidae. Gene Ontology annotation, biological process: protein transport to vacuole involved in ubiquitin-dependent protein catabolic process via the multivesicular body sorting pathway.
UUUGUGGAAAAUUUGUUCUAAAUGUAAGAGGAGCUCAUCUUGAGUCUUGAAAGAAUGUUCGAAAUUCCCGCGUAGAAAAUUGCGAGGGAAGGGUCGAUGUUCGACAAAUUCGAGAGUUUGUCUGGCAGAAAAAUAAAGAUGGCCCCUUGCUGAUAGAACAGGACGUAAUUAGUCAUACGAAAGUGUUUAUAAAUGAAUAUCAGCUGGAUGUGUAACGGAAUAAAAAACGGGAUACUGUGACAGUGAAUAAAUUCAACUGUGCAUACAAGUUUUCCGAAAACACAGUAAAAAUGGGACUUUUUUCAAAUUCGUCACCUUUCGACGCUGACGUCGAAAAGGCAACAAAUGAAAAGAAUACGAGUGAAGACUGGGCAGUGAUUAUGGAUAUUUGUGACAAAGUGGGAAUCUCGCCACAAAAUGCUAAGGACUGUUUACGCUCCAUUGUGAAGAGACUGAAUCAUGCAGAUCCGCAUGUUGUAAUGCAUGCAAUAACUUUAUUGGACGCAUGCUCGAACAACUGUGGCAAGGUUUUUCAUUUGGAAAUUGCAUCCCGUGAAUUCGAAGGCGAGUUGAAAAAGCUGAUAACUAAGAUGCAACCAAAGAUAGUUGAGAAGUUAAAGGCAUUACUCAAGAAGUGGGCCGAGGGUGAAUUCAAGACAGAUCCACAAUUAAAUUUAAUUCCGAGCCUUUAUAACAAAUUAAAAAGUGAAGGCAUUGACUUUUCAGCGGUUUCAGAACCGCCCAAGCAUUCCGUACCUCUUAGCAGGGAUCCAAACGUAGUCUCCAAUUCUCAAGAAGAAGAAGAUAUUGCUAAAGCAAUCGAAUUAUCCCUGAAAGAGAAUAAGCAACAUCAGUCCACAUCACAUGGUUCACCAGCUUCGAAAAAAUCCACCAGCUUGUACCCUAGUGUAAGUUCCGUGAUGCCGCCUGCAAGUAACCCCGAAGGUAGAAAAGUGAGGGCGCUUUAUGAUUUCGAAGCUGCUGAAGACAACGAAUUAACAUUCAUGGCAGGAGAAAUUAUUCACAUACUAGAUGAUUCCGACCAGAAUUGGUGGAAAGGAAGUAAUCAUCGGGGCGAAGGUCUCUUUCCCUCAAAUUUCGUAACUGCAGAUCUAUCCGCUCAACCAGAGAAUACAAAAUUGGAACACAGCAGUAAGAAGUUGGUUCAGUUUUCCGACGAGGUUGAAGUGAAAACGUUAAAGAGGGAACCGGAAGUGAUCGAGGUGGAAAUUGAUGAGCCGAAAAUGGACAGACUCAUGCAUUUAUUACACGAAGCGGACCCACAGUCUGAUAGUACUGAUCCCCCAGAGAUGCUUGAUUUGGAAGAACAAGUCACUGCAAUGGGACCUUUGAUAGAUGCAGCUUUGGAGAAAACAGACAGACAGCACGCAACCCUCACGCAGUUGAGUUCUGAUUUGGUGGACGCGCUUAAUUUGUAUCACACAUUGAUGCGCGAACCACAUCCUGCCGGUCCAGCGAAUUAUGUUCUACCGAAGAUGCCUCCGCCGCAUAUGCACCCUUAUCCAUUCCCAAAUCAAGGACCACCUCUUCCGAGCCAUAUGUUCAACGGAAUGCCACCUCCGCCGCAGGCUUCCUUCAAUCCGGCUGGAGUUCCGCCAGUUCAUUUUAAUCCAAACAUGACGAGACACGAAUACAUGGGUCCGACGAGUAUGCCUCCUAUGGCAAUGCCCCCACAUUUUCACAUGCAACCUGGACCGCAUCAGCAAAUUCGUGGCCAACAUCCGAUGCCUGAGCAAAAUAGUCUCCCUUAUCAACCUCAGGGAUUUCCACUUCAACCCGGUACUGUGCCUGGACCAUACAAUCCACAAGGACCCUCAGGGAUGCCAACCAACCAACAACCCCAGUACGCUCCACCUAACGGCCAGCACAUGAUGUAAAUUUUUUGCGUUACAGAUAAAUUCAUGGUGUACUCAAAAAAGGAAGAAAGUUGUACAAUAUUUCUUAUUAUAGUGAUUUAAAUAACUCUACAAAGGAUAGCAAUUUCAAUAAACUUACAGGAGAUAGCCAAAGACUCUGGAGUUUCGAGAGAUUUUAGAGUUUGGAUUUCGACCGUGUAUUUGUAAAAGUGAUGAAAAUUCGUCGAAGAAACGAAUGACUUAAAAAAAAAAGAAUGUUACUUGUGUGACGUUUGUCGACGAAGACAAUAUUGUAAGUGAUACACAGGCAGUUGUAUAUUUUGAAUCUUAAUUUUUAUUGAAUAAGGAUAACUAUCCUCUUUUGUUAAAAUAGUUCUGCUGAGCAGGUUUUUAUGAAUAUUUUGAAUUAAAAAUUGUAAUUAUCUCGAAAUAAGUUUUAAUUUAUUUGUAGCAAAUCGAUUUUCUAUGUGCAAUCCAAUUUUUAUUAAUUGCCUAAAUUAUUUGUGCGUCAACGCAAAAGGAAACGAGAGAAAGUAAAUCCAGAUUAACGCGAGUUACAGAAUCAAAUUCGUGAUUUAUCUGUAACAAUUUUGUCUGUAAUUUGAAUCACGGCGACCUUCUAACAGUUUUCGAUCAAUCCGAUGACUCGCGUUGAAGGAACAACAAUGAUGAACAAAAAGUGGUUUAGCUUUUUCUAGUUUUGUACCAAGUGUAAUUCGUGCUGUCGAUUACAGACUCUGCCUCAAGAUAUUACUGCAUACUAUAGACAAAUCUUAUAUUACGAAUACGUUUUAAGUUAAAAGUCCUUUUUGAUUUACACCCCCAGCAAGAAUCAAGACGUCUGAAUCACGUCUAGUCUGUCUAUUGUAAAUAAUUAUUAUCAGCCAGCGACACGUGAUUACAAGAAGGAAAAAAAAAAUUUAACAGAUAAUUUUGUACUUGUAUGAUACUUGUACCAUUUUUUCGUACGCGAAUGUGUAACAGAUAAAACAUUGUGAGACUGAAGAAGAGGCGAAGAACAGGGAAUGAAGUUGUUUACAGCAGACGAGAAAAGAUUAUUACACAUAGAUAAUAUUUAAGGCGUUCUUUUCGCGUUCGAUUGUAACAUAAAUCUGUUUUUAUUUCUUCGCUAAGAAUAAUUCGUGUUUUAUAACUAUGUUCUCUACUGUGUAUAUGUAUCUAAAGGUAAAGUCACGCUGAGAAAGUCGUCUUCUGAUUUAAUUUGGAGGGCGAGGUCGAUCAGAGGAAGGAAGAAAGUUCUCAAAUAUUUCACUGAACCUGUACAUGUUACGUUGCCAUUAAACUGUCAUUAUUUACAUAA